AACACUAUAUAGCAGUGCGUAAUAUUUUGUUUAUCUGCUGAGGAGAUGAAGAUGUGGCUUACAAUGAAUGGUAUGUUGGUUAGCUUGGAUAGGAAUAGUGCACCGCUACCGUGUCUCUGAUGAUACCAAAUGAUGGUUGGAUAUUUUUAAAAAGGGUGGAAUAGCAGGAACUUACAUGGAUGAUAAAUAAUAGUUAUGAUAGUGGCCACAUGGAGCGACAGGUACACAGGCACAGCAUGGUCAAUAAUGUCCAUGAUAGCAGCACCAUACCACUGCAGGUAAAAGAAUGCGACAGGGGAAAACGUCAAGAACUUAAGCACCAAGUACUUGCAGGUGAAAAAUAGACAAAACACGAACAACACAGCAUGUUGUCAAAGCUGCAGAGAUAAGAAAUGGUUUACAAACAGCAUGACAAACGGGUAUGAGAGCUGGUGACUCUACGAUGGGUAUCCACCCAAUCAGCAAAGCAGCUAUGAAGUAGAACAGAAACUCUUGAAGCGGACGUGAAAUAACAAGAAGUGUAAAAAAAUAAGUAUAACAGCCGUGUUUUCCUGCCGUUUAAAACGCCAAUGCAAUGGCUCUCUUUAUUGGUCGUGCUAUAUCGAUGGUCAUCCUAUUGCCAGUAGUACUUGGGCUGCAGUGUAAAACAGACCUAAACGAACCAAGUGAUGGAUGGGUUUUGUUCCGUGGGAAUGGACUGUCUUAUCAUUACUACGACCUAAGCAAGGACACGGCUGUUCAGUUUCCAUCUCUUGAAACUUCCAACAACCCACUGUCCAGGACUGUGAAAGCUAUACUGACAUCUAAAGCAGAUUACUUUGCCUACACGAAUGACCUGAAAACCUCUCCCACCAAUACUGAUUCAGUGCCUGACAGAAACGGGAUCGUUAGUGCAACGAGUUCUUUGAAAGGCGUAUGGCUCAUGUAUUCCAAUGUGUUUUUCCCGCCUUUAUCCAGUGAUCAGCAGUCUAUAGCCAAUCCUUCUUCCAAUCUAUGGACAUGGUUAGACGUGACGCCCUCUAAAUCUGCAUACUUUAUCUGCGUCACUUUGAAAGUAAAACAACACUUGAUAAAACUGAUGAAUCUACUGGCAUCCAGUAAUGCAUUUGUCCACAUUCACAAGAUGGGAAUAUCGAGUCCUUUCAAGGCGUAUAUAACGAUAGACAAGAACAAACCAGCAAAGACCUUGAACAAGGAGAAAACACUAACUAAGGAAUGCAGAUCUUCCAUGCCUUCUACUUUACAACAAAAGUGCUAUGUCUAUGCUACAUUUUCUCGCGCUAAGAUUUCAGUCUUUUCCCGACACCGCUUGACGACCCCAGACUAUCACCAAUUUUGUUUUGAAGCAAAAAAACAGAAAGCCGUCAUCUAUUCUAAACCACUUUGGCCCAACUUCCCUGGACAAAUACCGCAGUCCCAAGUCACCGCCGUCACUGUACCAGGGGCAAAUCCGCUGGCAUGUGUUGGUGAUCUGUUAACGAUGAAAGACAAUCCAGGGCAAAGUUCACUGUUAGUUUGUUUUGAACACAAGAAGCUGUGGAGUAAACUGAAGCUUGAAGGUCUGGAGUCUGUUGAGCACUGCUUACCGCACGAGACGAGUGGUAACAUUACCGUGCUCUCUACUGUCUUGCCGGAGCUCCCAACAUUCGAUGUAUCAUACUUUCUUGGAGGCUAUUAUCGUCAGAGUGUUGGAAGUAUCUUAAAAGACAAGGAAAUGUUCCAAGAUGACAUGGGUUCAAUCAAGAAAAAUACCUUCAAAGAUGAAUCCCUUUCGUUCGACACACUCGAAAAGAAACCUCUCUCUCGGCAACCAGUCCGUUCACGAAAGAGUAGACAGAAGAAAACACGUCCUGCCAAAAGACCCGUGGUCAAAGUGCAGGACUUGCUGACAUUUGACGAGACAGUGAGACAUAACGACAACCCUGUGUUGGCCUUGUUCUGCUAUGAMUGGUGUAGGUAUUGCAGAAAGUUUAAAUCCCAGUUCAAAAAGAUGGCAAAUGAUCCAUCUUUACGUCACGUUUCGUUCGUAGACGUGGACCUGAAAUUGAAUCAUCUUCCAGAAGCGUUCAGCGUGUUUUUAUCCCCAACACUUCGGUAUAAACCAGCCAGCCAUGGAGUGAGCAGUCAAACAAGACGAUAUGGUGACUAUGACUUGGCUGGGUAUAGGACUAUUGAAGGAGAGCUAACCUUCAAGAAUAUACUCAAGUUUAUCCAAAGUCGUGACCAGAUUGCAGCCACUGCAAAGGAACUGGAUGAAGACGACUUGGCCAAGAAUAUUCGCCAAACAAGACAACAUAAAAGAAAAUCGAUGAGUGGUAAACUAGCCAAAAAUGUGACGCUUCAGAGAAUCGUUAUGAUGAAGUGGAAAGAUCAGUUCGUAGUUGAGAACAGUACUAGUAAAGGCACAUGGGUAGGACUAUUUAUCAAGCUGAUAGAUGGACUCGUGCGGAAAGAAAAACCACAGCGGUUCCAGUUGACAAACGAUGAUCUUAAGACUGUCCUUAGAGAUCUGCAGAAGUUGAAGCAUCACAAAACCAAGAAGCAGUGGGUGGAGAACCCUUUGGUUAGGAACGUUUUUGGGGGAAAUACGGCCAAGAAUCGACCCAGUAAAAAAGAACGAGAGGCAUUUAAGGUUAUGUGUGAGUACAUCGCCAUGGCAAUCAAAGACACAGACAAAGAGCUACGAAAGAUGAUUGGUAUCCAGAAUAUCGAUGAUUUGCAAACAUUUGCAAGCAUCAAGAACAAUCUAGACAGGUAUCUGAAGAUGUUGAAAGGAAAGGCGAAGAGAGAACAAAGAUCGGGAAAAAUAGUUUAUGUGAAACCUGUGCAACAGAUGUUAAAACAUGUUGGCCUGUUGCAACCGACAGGAAGAGAAACCAAUCAUUUCAUUUGUAUCAAAUAAUCCAGUAAAAAAAUAAAGAAAUGAUGAUUGUAAUAAUGGAAAUGCUAAUCACAAUGAAUUAAAG
Messenger RNA from Actinia tenebrosa (Australian red waratah sea anemone), 2966 nucleotides. RefSeq lists its product as uncharacterized. NCBI's taxonomy places the organism in Eukaryota, Metazoa, Cnidaria, Anthozoa, Actiniaria, Actiniidae. The record is from RefSeq and is a predicted model, not a curated record. Gene Ontology annotation, molecular function: deoxyribonuclease II activity. Gene Ontology annotation, biological process: DNA metabolic process.